Metopolophium dirhodum (rose-grain aphid) is the source of this 1282-nucleotide messenger RNA. RefSeq lists its product as uncharacterized. Lineage: Eukaryota; Metazoa; Arthropoda; Insecta; Hemiptera; Aphididae. The record is from RefSeq and is a predicted model, not a curated record. The transcript has 3 exons. The coding region runs from base 436 to 951 and encodes 171 amino acids.
AAAUCGAUCGUCAAACCGCCGACGACAGUUAUUCAGUAUACCGCAGUAAUAACAGCCGUGGUAGUAGUAGUAGUACUAUGGUAGUAGUAGUAGAAGCAGUACUGUUACACUCUACUUUCACUGGCGCAACACCAAAACGGGUAUCACGACGAUAGCUUUCGACCGACCGUCCGCGACUCGGGCCAGUGUGAUAAACUCGCGAGCGGGCACGUCGCAAAUACAUAUUUUUUUCCCUCGAUAUUCGCGCGGGCGUCGUUUUCCCAUCGCGUCUUCGUCUUUGGAAAAAUCGAAUCGGAACACGUCCGCAUAACAUAUAACUACCGCGGUCCAUAACGUCAGAAACCGCGGUGACCGGAAGUCGCCGAUUUCAAUAAUAUUAUUAUUGUACGCAGCGCGAAAACCACCGACUGCAGCCAGAUCUCCACCGCCGGUGUCAUGAAUACGACCACUGCGACCUUCGUCUGGAUCGCCCUGUGUUGCUGCUCGUCGAUCGCCAUUCCGGUGCCCGACCGACGACUUCGGCAGACCGACCGCGUCGCCGCCGAUCCUGCGGCGCCCGACCGCGUCGCUGCCGAUGCGUCCGACCAACCGUUCGAUCCGACGCUGGACGCCUUAGCGGACGCCAAGUACGACGAACCCACCGCCGACGACGAGAACAAAAACGGCGGCACCGAGGACAGGGAGAAGCGGCAGUUGUCCUUCGUCCAGGGCAAGCUGUUGAAUUUUUUGAAACCGUUACCGGUGGUCGAUGUGACUAAAGAAGAUGAGAAAUACGGCAACGACGGUGACAAGUUUAACAGGAUCGGAAGAGGUUUUAUCGGCGGCGUGGAAUCCGUGUCCAAUAUGCUGACCUCGGCGCUUUCGUUUCCAGUGGAUACCGCGAAAAAAUUAUCCAGGUCAGCUACCGAAAUGUUAAACAAUUUAGGUGGAAGAUUAAUAGGACUACAAUGAUAACGUAAAUUUGUUAUAAACAGUAUCUAUACAAUAAAUGUGUAAUAUUGUAUUUAGUAUUAACUCUUAAGAUAUGUUAUGACGUGUGUACUAAAUAAUUUUUAAUUGUUUAAAACAAAUUAUUCACCAUAUAUAGACAUAUAGUAAUAAUUAAGAUAAAUAAUUUUUGAUGAUAGAGAUUAAUGUUGUUUAGCGAUCCAUAAUAUAGUUUUUGUACAUACCAUUUUUAUUUUUAUUUUUUUUUUUAUUUUACACAUUUUUAGGAACAUAUUUCAUAAAUGUUGUAAUCCACUUCGUUAAAAAAAAAUAAAAUAAAACUUAAUAUGUAUAA